Molecule: messenger RNA, 614 nt
Organism: Drosophila innubila
Lineage: Eukaryota; Metazoa; Arthropoda; Insecta; Diptera; Drosophilidae
Product: kunitz-type serine protease inhibitor PPTI
Exons: 2
Coding region: 225-539 (104 amino acids)
Molecular function (GO): serine-type endopeptidase inhibitor activity
Source: RefSeq, a predicted model, not a curated record
UGUCGUUAUCAGAAUGAUUCGCUUAACGCAAAAACAGUUGCCAAUGUGAAUGAAUGACUAGAUUGUAGAUACGAGUACUCAACAUAAUGUCACUAUAAAUGUCAGACACAUCAACAAAUCGAGUUAGUUGAACUAUAGCUUGGCUUCUACAAAAACUAAGAACUGCGCUUAAAAGAUAAUAAUUUGAAACAAUUUAAGAAAAGAAAAUAGAAAAAAAAGAAAGAAUGCAGCGUUCUUUUAUUUUGAUCCUGAUUCUGCUGCUGAUCAGCUUUAUUUGUAUAGUGCCGAUGCGACUGGAAGAAUGGGACGAAAAUGAAUUGCGUUGGAAAUUUAUCUAUAAAGCUGUUUGCCAGAAGAGGCCCAAGUAUGGCAAGUGCAAAGGUCAUCGCGAAAUGUGGUACUUUGACAUGUCUCGCAUGAAGUGCAAUCAGUUCACCUAUUCAAAUUGCGGCGGGAAUACGAAUCGUUUCUUUACCAAAACCGAAUGCGAUGAAUUUUGCACCUCAAGAUCUAAAGAUUGGAUGAAACGAAAGCAAUAACCAAUUUAAUCAUAACAGACAUAACCAAGUCAAUUGAAAUUUUUAUUUAUUUAUUUCUAUUUAAUGCCAACCAAA